AUGGAGACGCCGGCUGAAGAAGAACAUCGUUCCUCGGUUCGUCCUGAUCAUGCUGCUCAUGAUGUUGCUUUGCGCUCUUCUGCACCAACGGCAGCCCAUCGAGGCGACAAUGAUGGACCUCAGGACCAGAACUCAGCCAAAUACCGUAGGCUAGAUUCGGAUGGCUCGAGGACUCCAACAAGCUCAGGAUCCAGCAGCCGUUUCCUGUUCGUCGAUUCUUCGAGCUCUCAGCGGCCAAGAUCGGAUCAACGCGCCAUCAACGCGCACAUCCAGCAAACUGCACACAGAAACCGACGCCAGGCUGCAGUUGAGCGACUUCGAGGAACAGCAAAUAUAGGCCGAUAUCGACGCGAGGUACAAUUGCAACCACGUCCAACCGACUCACAAAGCCCUGCACAGCGACCACUUACACCUCAGAAUCUCCCAGCAACUCGAGCUUCCAGUAUAAGUCUCGACCAGCAAAGCUAUUCUGCGACACCAUCCUCGAGCAUAGGUCCCGAGCACGACCCUGACGAUCUGCACCAGCAAUUGGUCCGAUUGAGGCACUAUGGUGCAGUUCGUGGACCAGAAGUGCAGCAGGCCUUUGAUGACCAGGAGGUCGACGAUGAGCGAGGAGAGCUGGGGAUGGUUCAGCGACCAGGGGACGACGAUGUUUCCGCGGAAUCAUCCUCUGUCAAAUCACUCUUGACCCAGAUUUUACAGCGUCUGGACGCUGGCAGUCUAGGACAUGCAAUUCAGGGCAGAACAGGGAAUACGUUGAAUAACACCGUUCUGGACCCGUUUGGCAUUAGUUCUGUGCAGAUCACUCCUGGCAUGGACUCCGUCUUGCGGCAUUUUUCCGAUGUCAUGUUGCCUUCUGUUUUUCCAACGCGUCAACAAGCCGAGAAUCAAAUGCGCUGGGCUUUCCAGAUCGCUGCCGAAGAGCCUGUCGUCUUAUAUGCCAUUCUGGCAAUCUCGGCAGCCGAACGGACCGCAAGGCUCGGGGAGCUACGCGGAGGCUCACUAGAGACCACUUAUACCGAGGAAGAUCUCGAAAGUCGCAGAGUACCGGAUUUUGUACCGUACAAAUUGAAAGCGAUCAAAUACGCCAACGAAAGCAUGAAGUCGAUGGAAAAGGCUGUGAAGGUUUCGACGAUAUUUGCGCUCAUGUGCCUCCUUUCCAUCGAGGUCAUUACGGGAAACCACCAGGAGGUUUUUGCACAUAUCAGUGGCCUGCAAAAGCUGAUCGCCUGGAGAGGCGGCUAUCAUGGCCUGCCCCACCACGUCACAGAACUCAUAUUAUCGUCUUCGUACAUGUGUGCCGCGAUGACGAGGACGUUACCUUCCGCCCCUCCCACCUCCUCGCUGCCGAACCUCCCACAGUCACUUGUCGCUGCGAUACGAGAGGACAUCGCGGAAGACUUGAAACAGAUGGGCCAAGGCAUCCUGAACUCAGAUAUGGACAGCGUUCUGGACUGGCGAAUAUUGCAGGCAUAUCGAGACAUGGUGGAUGUGGUACAAUACCGCGAAUACUAUCACGAGAGGCAGAUCCAGCCCCCUCCAGCAGAGCUCGAAUAUAUAAACACAAAAAGCUAUCAAUUUCGAUACGCCAUUCUCUCCGUGCCAUUCGAGCCGAGGCUUCCCACAAGCGACAAGGAAGAGGCUGGCCGCCUGGCACUUCUCAUUUUCUGGUUCUGCAACUAUCAGAUUGCACAGCCUGAUUCAGCGUUGAACCGCGCACUUACAAUGCAGCUCAAGUCGGCUCUUGAAGCAUCGGACCUCAAAAGGCUCUGGGCACCGCACUUGGACCUUUUGACGUGGAUCCUUCUUUUGGGAGCAUUCAUCUCAGCUGGUCAGCGCGAACGGCCUUGGUUUGUCUUGAACCUAGCACGAGCUGCACGAGCUUUGAGGUUGACAGAGUGGCCCGAUGUCCGAUCUCGUUUACUCUCGUACUUCUACCUCGACCGCAUUUAUCUGAGAGGGAUGCAGGAGAGCUGGGAGGAAGCAAGACUGCUAGCGGACAGCAUGGAAGCUGGGCUGUCAUAG
Molecule: messenger RNA, 2025 nt
Organism: Exophiala aquamarina CBS 119918
Lineage: Eukaryota; Fungi; Ascomycota; Eurotiomycetes; Chaetothyriales; Herpotrichiellaceae
Exons: 4
Coding region: 1-2025 (674 amino acids)
Source: RefSeq, a predicted model, not a curated record